AUUUUCACUGUGCAACGACGGGUGACGCAACUCCUCAUCUCCCCUUUUCCCUCUCCUUCGCAGUUUCUCUUGCGCAGUAUGCUAAGUGUAAAUGUAAUAAGUGUGGUGUCUUACUCCUUUCUUUUCGCGGCCGCCCUGUCCUACCUGAUUGUGAGAUGGAUAAGAGUGAAGGUGAUUCAACAGCCGAGUUUUCUGCUUCCUGAGCCAAACGAUAAUGUCGAGAAAGCUCCGGUCUCUCCGAAGUUGCCGCCGUGUCCAAUGAAACCAAAUCUCGGGAAGCCGUCUGGCGGAAGCCGAGGCAAUAAGUCCGGGAGCAAGAAGGGCAAAAACGCGACAACGCACCACGAAGGACGUCGCGACGACGGAAACGGUCAAAAUGGAGCAAGUUCGCCCACGAAGGGCAAAGGGAAAGGCAAGAAGGGGCGCGGGGGCGGACGGCCCAGGACAACGCCGCGCGCGGGGGCUGGUCCGUUCACGGCCAUGGGAGGGGAUCGGCACAGCCGCGAAGAACAGCAGGAAAAUUAUUCUUCGCACGGCAGCCGGAGAAACCCAGCAGGACCUGAAGAUGCACAGCAGACUGUGCGCGCCUGGUCCACUGUUCGAGCGGACCCAGAAAUCAGUUUUCCGACGGUGGAAGAGGUGAACGCCUACAGUCUUGCGUUACUGAACGUGCGGAUCAAAGGGAAAGGCUGUGCCUUGGAUGACGACCGCCUGGCGGGGCCCGUGAGUGAGUCCGUCUGGUCUGCGGAAGGCGCGUGCUGGUCCCUCGUGGAGGAGUGGAAGGCACGCAUUCGGAACGAGCUCGAGCACUUGCGGCAAACUUAUUAUCGGGAAGAUCUUCCGCACUGGGAGUGCCUGGCCAUCAUCGAGGAGCUCGAUUUGUCCUCCAACUUUAUCUCGGACCAGGGUGCGCAGAAGCUCUUCCACAUGCUGACGGAGCUGCAAAUCGUGGUCAAGAAACUGCUGCUGUUCAAAAACAAGAUCGGAGAUUUCGGUGCGUACUUUCUUGCCUAUUACUUGAAUCAGCAGAAGAACUUCCCCGCCGCGCGCUAUCAAAAGGAAAAAUCCCCCCUCCCCAUAUCGAAAAGGCAUCCUUUUGAAAAUUUGUGAUGCUGAUUUGGGGUCACAAAUCAGGUCUGUCUUGCAAGAUCGCAAAGCCAGAGCUUCCGCCGCUUUACGCCGGCGAUUUGUAUGUAGUGAGGUCACCGAACGGUUCUAACCGGGGAGUUUUUUUGCCACCUACCGUGAAAAACGACCGGCAGUUUUCAAGCGGCCGGAAGCGUUUUUUGACAUAAAAGAUUUUCAAUUAUCAAGCCUCCGGGGCUUUGAAGUCAAACAAGCCCGGUCGAAAACUAUCGAUUCGCACUGGAUAAAGCGACGCAGGGAAGCCGGCAAAAGGGGCGCCGUUCCGAGGCGCCCGCCGCCUUGGUUUCUGGCGAUUUGGGGCGCCCAAAAAGGGGCGCGCAAAAAACGCGCCCAAAAUCAGAACAGCGAAACAGCAUGGCACGGCCGCGAUUUCGGAGCAUCUUGGGCGGCCGCGAAAGCGGCCGCCUUUUCGCCGGUUUUAGAGCCUGGGAAGCUUUGCAAAAAGCGCCGGCGUGAAAAAUAAAAACGCGAAAAAUAAAAAACGCCCCAGACGCGCAAAGCCAAUCCGCAUGCUAUGGGCCCGGUUUUUCUUCGCUUUUUGGGCGCCCCCCGUGGCACCCGGAUCGGCCCCAUAGCAUCGGGGCUGGCUUUCGGAAAGGAAUUUGGGAAAUGUGCCAAAAUUUGUGAUGUUUCCCAAGUGGCCGCCAUACCGUGCGGCAUAACGUUACUCACGGCGGUAUGGCGAGCCCAGAAAAAACAAAGGCGCGGCCAAGGCGGCGGUCGGCAAAAAAACGCCCACGACCUCACUACCCCCGCCCCGGCGGCUAUAUUUGGUAAUGCUGCUGCGCCAACAGGGCAGACGUCUGCCAUGCUGCGCGCCCACUUCCAGCCAGCCCCUUCCAGGCUUUGCAUCUGCCUGCAGUCCUCUACUGCAAGACAAAGCGGAUUCGUGUACACAAAUCCCGCAACACAGAUUGCCACUUUGAUAUGGGGAGGGGGGAUUUUUGCUUUUGAUACGCGCGGCUGCUACUUCGUCGAGGAAGUACACCUGUCGCAUAACUUGAUCACGCAAAACGGGUGCAGACGAAUCCUGGAGGGUAUAUGAAAAAAAAUCAUUAUGAUUUGUCCGCUCAUAAAAUCUGCAAUAUCGACGAGAUAGCGGUGUAAAAUUAGACUGUUGGCCGUCGACCGGUUAAUUCUUUUUUUGCGUUGAGCUUCAAACUCGAGUUCCGCGUGUGACACAUCUGAAGCUAUUCCUCACCAGCAAGUGUUUCCUUUUUACCGGUGGAUUUAUAGUCGAGUGUACAAGUCGCCGUACGAAGUUUUUUUUUUCCACCAGUUUUACUUUGCAACCUACAGGCCUCGACGAAGCGCACCAGUACCCUAUUGUUGCUGGGAAGGGGCGCACGUGGCCGCUGUGGAUUCGCAUCAACGAGAAUUUGAUCCAGAAUGCGGUUCCUUUCGUCCGCGAGAUGGAGCAGCUGUGCGCGAAGCGACGGGGCAUGCGCUACCUGCGCGUUCAUCAGCGACAGGAAUUCUGGGGCCAACCGCCCUACGAACUCUGGCGGGAGGAAGUGCCCGGGUGCGCCGAGGGGGCUCUGUUCAAGCUCCGGGCGGAGAAAGUCGCCAAUGACCCUUAUUUCAAUAGCUACCCGACAAAGGACUUUCCCCACCGGGACAAGCUGCCGAUUGCGCAUUUUUUGUUUACCCAGAACCAAAACUGCUCCCCGCUGGACGAGCCUCAUCAUCUUCUGGGAAAGAACAGACAAAAUCCCCCUUAUUUCGCAGUGCCGGUCUGCCCCUACACCCCGGAGCACAAGAUUCUCCUGGUGGGGGAAGGCGACUUUUCCUUCACCAAGGCGCUGGCACGGAUCUUCGGCCCGCGACACGCGCAGAACCUGAUCGCGACCACCUUUGACCUCGGCGGCCAGCGGGAUUUUCGCCAGCGGCUCCAGGAAUGCAAGCGGGACGUGGAGGGAAUGGGCGGGGUGGUCGUCGGCGAGAGCGUGGACUGCACGCAGCUGCACAUACCGGACUACUUUGUGCCUCUGAAUCCCCCGGUGCAGGAAAUAGUGAGCUGGACCACGGUGCCGACUUACAACGACCGCUGGGGCGCUACUAGCACCACGACUUCGACGGUCCCCGUUUACGGCUUGGUGCACCAAAGACGGGAAAAUGGGCCCCACAGACUCAUCACCGAACUGUGCCAGCAGCAAUUUUCGCCGGAGGCAGGCCACUUUUUCGACUACGUGAUCGUCAACUUUCUGCACUCAGGCGCGGAGCAGACGAAUGCGCCCGCGGGGACGAUCGGGGGCCUGUCCGAGCACCAGGAGCUUUUCGGUCGGUUUUUCGCCAGUCUGGGGAAGUGCGCGCACAAUUCCUUUGUGCACCCGGAGCGGACGCGCGUGCACGUGACCCUCGCGGACCGAUUUCCGUACACGCACUGGAACAUUCCCGCGAUCGCGGCGAACGCCGGGUGGGAGCAGGUGGGCGACAAAUUCCCCUGGGCCGCGGAGCUGUACCAGGCCUUCGGGUACGAACACACCCGGACGAAGGAGGCACGGGGAAUGGUUGGGAGUGCCCAGUCGAAGGAAGCGGGGAAAAAAUACACCGGCGAAACGUUGCGAGACACGUCUUUCACCUGCGAAUUCAAACUCAGGACUUUCUCUCAAGGUGUUGCGCCGCCCCCAUCGGCGGCGACUACUAGUAGUCCGCCGUUUUUUGUUUCAUCGCGUGCUACUUCCCAAUAUACUACCCCCGUUGACGGUUAUCCUCAUUUGGUACAAGCGCCACCUUCAUACCAGCAGAAUUCUUUUUACGCCGGCUACUCAAGUAGAACAGAAGCAGCAGGAGGCCCGCAGGCGAAUGUGGUGGGCUUGCAACAUCCACAAUGGGGCGGCACCACGUAGGUUAUUUGGCAU
Molecule: messenger RNA, 4007 nt
Organism: Amoebophrya sp. A120
Lineage: Eukaryota; Dinophyceae; Syndiniales; Amoebophryaceae
Source: the annotation of a GenBank genome assembly